Molecule: messenger RNA, 3490 nt
Organism: Durio zibethinus
Lineage: Eukaryota; Viridiplantae; Streptophyta; Magnoliopsida; Malvales; Malvaceae
Cellular component (GO): membrane
Source: RefSeq, a predicted model, not a curated record
AUUAACUAUUAAAUCAAAUGGGCCGAUACAUAAGUUAAAGCUCCAAGACUAUACUAACACUAACCCAACCCCAGGGCCCACACGAUGCUUCGCGCGCAAUACAAAACCACCACCGUGACUGACCGAGAUCGGCAAAAAUUUCCAGUAGAAAAAAAAAAAAAAAGGAAAAAAUUUCGUUGAAGAGAAAAGGCAAGGCGAGAUGUGGGUAUUUUACCUGAUCUCGUUGCCUUUAACCAUAGGCAUGGUUAUUUUCACCUUGAGGUAUUUCGCUGGCCCCGAUGUCCCUCGUUACGUCCUCUUCACCGUUGGAUACGCUUGGUUCUGUUCUCUCUCCAUCAUCAUCCUCGUCCCCGCCGAUAUCUGGACGACGAUAUCGAAGCCAGAAAAUGCUAAUGAAAAUGGACAAAUUUCAUUCUUUUGGAGCUGGUCUUAUUGGGGUACCUUUCUUCUUACCUGGGCUGUGGUGCCCCUUAUUCAGGGUUUUGAAGAUGCUGGAGACUUCACCGCGACUGAAAGAUUGAAGACUAGUGUGCAUGUCAACUUAGUCUUCUAUUCGGUCGUGGGCUCUAUUGGCCUUGUGGGACUUAUUCUCCUCAUCACGAUGCACAGGAAUUGGAGUGGUGAUAUCCUUGGUUUAGCUAUGGCCUUGUCAAAUACGUUUGGGCUUGUUACAGGUGCAUUUCUUCUUGGCUUUGGCUUGAGUGAAAUUCCAAAGAGCCUUUGGAGAAAUGCGGAUUGGACCAUCCGACAAAAAGUUCUUUCUCAUAAAAUUGCCAAAAUGGCUGUGAAGCUUGAUGAAGCUCAUCAAGAGUUUUCAAAUGCUAUUGUGGUUGCUCAGGCAACAUCUAAUCAGAUGUCCAAGCGUGAUCCUUUGAGACCGUACAUGGAUGUUAUUGAUAAUAUGUUAGCUCAAAUGUUUAGGGAAGACCCAUCCUUUAAGCCACAAGGUGGUCGGUUGGGAGAAAAUGAUAUGGACUACGAUUCAGAUGAGAAAUCAAUGGCAACACUCAGGCGUCAUCUUCGAAUAGCUCGAGAAGAAUAUUAUCGGUACAAAAGUGAGUACAUGACCUAUAUCUCCGAGGCCCUUCAGCUUGAAGAUACAAUAAAAAAUUACGGUCGUCGCAGUUCAACUGGAUGGAAAUAUGUUUCGAGUUUCAGACCGGGUCGCUCUGGGAAAACAGGAACACUCUUAGACACAAUAGAAUUUAUUUGGCGAUGCAUCAUAAGGAAACAACUAGAGAAGGUCUUGGCUAUUUUACUUGGUAUCAUGUCCGCAGCGAUUCUUUUAGCUGAGGCUACUCUUUUACCAAGAGGAGUUGACCUGUCUCUCUUCUCUAUCCUUAUAAAUUCAGUAAAGAAGCAGGAAGUGCUUGUACAGGUCUUUGCAUUUGUACCUCUGAUGUAUAUGUGCAUCUGCACAUAUUAUUCCUUGUUCAAGGUUGGAAUGUUAAUGUUUUACUCAUUAACACCACGGCAGACUAGCUCUGUCAGCUUGCUCAUGAUAUGCUCGAUGGUUGCUCGAUAUGCUCCUCCAAUUUCAUACAACUUUCUCAACCUCAUUAGCCUUGGUGGUAAAAAAACCAUAUUUGAAAAGCGAAUGGGGAACAUUGAUGAUGCUGUCCCUUUCUUUGGAGAAGGGUUCAACAAUAUUUAUCCACUUAUCAUGGUUGUAUACACCUUUUUAGUUGCUAGCAAUUUCUUUGAUCGUGUAGUUGGUUUCUUUGGGAACUGGAAGAGACUUAGAUUACAAACUGAGGCGGAUGAUAUGGAUGGAUUUGAUCCCUCAGGAUUAAUCAUCCUGCAAAAAGAGCGAACUUGGCUCGAACAAGGACGCCAGGCUGGUGAACAAGUUAUCCCAUUGGCAAGAAAUUUCAAUGGUGCUGAUAUUGAGUCUGGCAACAAUAUUACAGAUCGUACUGUUGUUGAAAUGAAGGCAACAACCACUGAUGGUGUGAAGGGGUCUCCAUCAAGACCUUUGAAAGAAGAGGCCCGUAAAUAUGGCACAAGCAGGGAAGCCAUCAGCAGCAAGUAUGCUGCCAUAAGAGAACAGAGUCGACAAGUGUCAAAUCCAAAACCAGUGGAGAAUAACAUAACCUCUGCUAAGGUCUCAUUGCUUGAGGCAGGCAACUCACGCUCUGGUAACCAGAAGGGAGAUUCAUCCUCUGGAUUGGCCUCAACAUGGCGAUCAAUGAAAUUUGGUUUUCAAAAUUUUAAGGCAAAUAUUGAGGCCAAAAAGUUUCUUCCCCUACGCCAGAAUCAGGAAACCAAACUGGUCUCUCGCGUGAACUCAUCUGAUUCUGAGUCCCUGGAUGAGAUAUUCCAGAGAUUAAAACGGCCGUCCAUAGACCAUAGUGAUGAGGAUGAAAAUGGGAAUGAGCCAGACAUCAAAAUCACGGGUCCUUCGAGAUGAUAUUAACUUCAUUUGGAUAAAUGUGCUUGUUGCUGUUGUAGAAACGGUCAUACGAAAUGUACAGAUCAUAUGGGUCAUUAAAUUCUUGCGGUAGGAGUCCAGGGUCCAGGGAGGUUGUCAGCAGUUGGAAAUUUCAAACAAAUACAAUAGGGGAAAAUAGUUAUUAUUUCCCGUGAUAUCAAGAAAAGUGGUUCCACUUUAGCAAAUUCUGUAAUCUGAAUUGAACAUGUAGUCAGGUAGUCAACUUCCUACACAUGAUAUUGUACAUCCUGAUAGAAUCUAAAAGCAUCUAUAUUUUGAAGGCGAUUCUGCCAUCUUAAAAAUCAAGUUUAUGCAUUGGUGUGAUGAUGGUUUCUGCGAAAAUACAAUCCAAACGCAGUGUAAAUGUAUAAUAUAGUCUCGAGAACUUUUCAAAAUGACGUUGCCAUCAUAGCACGUGUGCAGCCGAUGCGACAAAAAUGGUCAAUGAAAAGGUCGCAGUCCAAACGGUUUAAAUUUUAACACACAAAAUUGACGAGAACCAUAGUUUUGAUGUGGACAAUCUGCUUAGAUUGUUUUGAAGUUUUCAACAAAAUUUGCUGAGAAAAAGGUAGAAAUUUUGAAACCUCAUUUUAGAAUAAAAAACUUUUUUGUCGCUUAUGAACCGACCGACCGCUUCUAAAUCAUGUUGUAUUAUGAAUCACGGCUCUUCCUACUCAAAUCUUCUAACUUGUAGUACUAUAUGAAUUAUGAAUCACGGCUCUUUCUACUCAAAUCUUCUAACUUGUAGUACUAUAAUUCUAUGAAGAUGGUGAUGUAAAAUGAUCCAAAGUCAACAUUUCUGAUAAGCGUGAACAAUGGAAAGACAUCAGUUUAGGCAAAGAUUCAAAGACCAGUAGACCAAGAGUUUGUUUCAUUUAAGUGGUUAUUUCAGGUUUUUUUUACUAAAUAAUUCAUAAGACCUAUUGGUGUUUCUUCAAAAAGAUUAAAGAAAGAAAUAAUCAACAAUCAUUCGUAGAACACCAUAAUCAAAGGAUUCAAACCUGUUAACUAAAACAUAAUUCAUUCCAAUCCCAUAAUUAUGUAACAAAGAAAAAAAAA